AUGGCUUUUGGAGUGUACACCUCCAAACAAGUUGCCAUGCGCAAAUCUUCUGAACGGCCACUACUAAGUAUCGCUAGCUCGUCCUCGACAGCUCCCAGCGAUGACUUUGAGUACGAGGUCGACCGCACUAUAUCAAGGCAUGAGCGAAGACGGCGGCGCAAAGCUCAGAUUGUAACACUUUGCCGAAAUACACUCAUCGGCGUCCUUUUGCUUGUCGUCAUGCUGCAGACUGCGAUACUCCACUCCACCUGGCUACAGUCCAAGGACCCACGACCUCUUGAAGAGUUCAACUCGCUUGUCCCUUCUGUUGGAUCCAAAGUAAAAAUAUUCAAGGCAGAUCCGAGCUUUGAGCCACUGAAUGCCACCGAUGCGAGUUGGAUGAAAGUCAUGCCAGCUGGUGGCGGUUUUAUAUCCGUUGACGAUUGGAGCGACAAGUCGUUGCCGCCUCCAAUUCGAUCGCGCGAUAAGAAUUUAUACAAUAUUGCCGUCUUUCAUCAACUGCAUUGCUUGCACAUGCUAGCCGAGGAGUUUAGCAAUCUGUUGGGCAACAAUAAACAUCAUGGGCAUGAGGAUAUGUCAGACGACCUGAUGAUGUGGCACGUCAGUCAUUGCUUCGAGUACCUGAAGAAUUCCUUGACGUGCUGUGCCGACACUGCCUUAGAGGGACAGAAGAGUGAUACUGAUGAGCCUGCCACCGACGGCUUUGGGGCAUACCAUGUUUGCAGGGAUUUCGAAACUGUAUUCGAUUUCGCACGAAAGCAUCGCAUCUCGGACCAGGGUGGUUAUCCUCACGGGACAGCGUAG
Pestalotiopsis fici W106-1 is the source of this 804-nucleotide messenger RNA. RefSeq lists its product as uncharacterized. NCBI's taxonomy places the organism in Eukaryota, Fungi, Ascomycota, Sordariomycetes, Amphisphaeriales, Sporocadaceae. The record is from RefSeq and is a predicted model, not a curated record. The coding region runs from base 1 to 804 and encodes 267 amino acids. The transcript has 3 exons. Gene Ontology annotation, biological process: mycotoxin biosynthetic process.